UGCAAAUGAAUUAACCUCUAGAAACAUAAAUAUUUUUAUUAAAUAACUUAUUCGUUAAUGAUUUUGUGUUUAACAUGUUAAGUUAUGUGUUGUCAUUUUUUAGGCGAUCGUCAGAACUGAAUUUAUCUUUAGAACAAUGCCGCGAAAUUGUAGAAAAUGAAAAAACUUGGGAGGCCCCAUCUGAAGGCCCCAUUAACGAUGUUUCCGGGAGCCGAGACGAAUACGCGUUAUCCACAAGAAUUGGUAAAAUCACGGGCCGAAACGAAGACAAGUACAUUAUCGACGACGUGUAUGAAUUUGAUCCAAACAAAGUCGAAUACUCUGUAGGUUCGGAAGUCACCUAUCAAAUGAUAGUGGAGGACCAAAAAAUAUGUAUAUACAAUGUUAGCUUAAACUGCGACGACUGGAAUGUGGCCCAGGCGAAAGAAUCGACGUGGGGCACGCGUAUAAUAGUGUGCAAAGUUGACAAACGAGAGGAACGACUUCUUUAUUUAUCUCCAGGUGAUGUCAAAAUCGAUCUAAACAAAAUUUCGAUAGAUUUCUUGCCCGUCACGGGCGACUGGCUCGAGCUCGACGUCAAACACGAAGUGAACGAGCUCGCGAUCGACUUGAGCGGAAAUAUUUUAGAGGUUAACAGAAUUUCACCAGUGCGGGCUCAUAUGGAAAAAGCUACAGUCACAUCUUGGGAUCCUACGACGAGUUCAGGUAUCUUAACAAGGCGUAUAUUUUUCAAUCGAGAUUCGUUAUCGUGCGGUUACGUCCCUGUUGUCGGGGACAAGGUGGUCGCUGAAGUAAUCGAGAGCGCUCAAGACGAAUGCAUAUGGCGAGCUUCAAAAUUAAUACCGGAGUAUGUGAGUAAGAGGUUAGAUAAAAUCGAUUCGGACUCGUGGAAAAUCGAAAAAACCCAUCCCGAUAUCGAGAUCGACGACGUUAGUUUAAAUUUUUCUAGGUUAAACGUUUCUGAACGAUUUAAGGUUAGAUUAAUAAAUAACGCGACCUUGACAUUGACCUUGAUCGGUGGCGAGUUUAGUAAUGCAAAGGGACAAUGCAAAAUUUUGAGCGGAUUUCCCCCAGAUGUCGAUAUUUUACCGCGGGAAUCCUACGAGUUGGAAUGCGAGUGCAAGGCGCGCAAUAUGGGCAAAUCCAAUGAAUUUUUGGUCAUUUAUUUUAAGGAUUUUCAGGUUAGUAAAUGGGUAGAAAUAAAUGUGGAGCCUGAUAAGACCUUAGACAACGGCUACUAUCAAAACAGAUCUCAAAACUUUAGAAAUAACUACAAUUCCAAUAAUCAAUUUAUUCGGGGCCAACGAAACAGUACCGUUAGGUUUAAAGCAGUCAGAGUACCAGAUUACCCGGUGUCCAAAAAAUUGCUCGACCUGGUCGUUAGAUGUCGCGAUCUACACGACAAAAUUGGCCUCGUCGAGGAACUGAAAGCGACUAAGCGAUCUCUAUUCAGCGACCUAACCCCAAUUAACUACGAGGACAAGUUCCACGGCCUCCUGCAUUUGGACGAGAUCGAAAAUUUGAUUUGCAUACGCAACUACGACCGAGACUUGGCCUGUUUUAUAAGGAACGGCGAGUAUUUGAUGCUCGAAAUCGAAAAUUUGUCGGAAAAACGGCCCUCCAUAGUUUUGGGGGAUAGAAUUAUAGCAAGCGACCCUUUACGACAGUCCAAAGAAGACUACGAGGGUAACGUGUUCAAGGUGGGAGCGCGACACGUUUAUUUAAAAUUCUCCGCCCUAUUUCACGAAAGCUACAACGGUGAAGAUUAUUCGGUAAGGGUUGUUCCCGGACGAUCGGCCUAUAGAAGGCAACACCAUGCAGUGUUCUUGGUAGCAAGAAAUUUGGGCAAGGAGUGGCUUUUCCCCUCGAAAGUCGUCGAAAAGGACUUCCAAGUGCGGUUUGCUUAUAAAAGGUACUCGAGAGUAGUGCAGAGUGUCCGGAGGUUGGGUCCGAAGGAACUCUACCAAAUAGUGGCCGAAGAAAACAGACAGAAAAGGUUGCAGAACUCGUUGGGUGAGGAGGAAGAGGGUAAUGAUGGUUGCGAUCUUCCAAAAUUAGAAUGGUUCAAUCCGCACCUUAACUCCAAGCAAAAAGACGCGGUGAUCAAUAUCCUCAAAGGUGUCGCCCGGCCUCUGCCGUACAUCAUAUUUGGCCCCCCCGGUACCGGAAAAACCGUUACCGUGAUAGAGUCGAUCCUCCAGUUGAUAAGGUUCGUUCCGGAGGCGAGACUCUUGGUCACGGCUCCGUCCAACAGCGCCGCCGAUCUGAUAGCGCUGAGGCUGAUCGAUUCCGGAAUCCUCAAACCGGGUAACUUGGUCCGCCUGGUCUCUGUCAAUUACGCCACAGGGGACAGCAUACCUGCCAGACUCGUACCUUAUUGCGCCACGGCCAGUUACGCGAAAGAGGGCACCGCCGACGUCAAUAACGUGAUGGAGAACGGCAUGAUUUGCGAUUGCAGCAGGGCGGUGCUCGGUAGACACAAGAUCACCGUGUCUACGUGCUCGUCGGCCGGCGCCCUAUACGCGAUGGGUUUUCCCCGGGGACACUUCACUCACAUCGUCGUCGACGAGGCGGGGCAAGCGGCCGAACCGGAAGUGAUGAUACCGCUCUCGUUUCUGGACAAAUGGAACGGACAGGUGAUUUUGGCAGGUGAUCCGAUGCAAUUAGGACCGGUGGUCCUCUCGAAAAUCGCCGAGGAAUGCGGACUCGGCGAGUCCUUCCUGGAGCGAUUGACAAACAGGUUUCCCUACGCGAGGGACGCCGAAGGGUUUCCCGACUCAGGGGGUUACGACCCGAGGCUCGUUACCAAAUUGCUGUACAAUUACCGCUCGCUGGAGGUCAUCUUGGAGCUGUUCAGCUCGAUUUUUUAUCACGGCGAGCUUAUACCCACGGUUUCCGACAAACAUAGCGACGAGGCGAAGCUUUUGGCUUCUUUAAGGGAGAUCCUUCCCGAAAGGGAAGACGAGGCGGUGCCCGCGUUGGUCUUUCACGGCGUCGACGGCGAGAAUUACCAAACUGCAGACUCUCCGUCGUGGUACAACCCCCACGAAGUCGCCCAAGUGUUUUAUUACGUCAAUGAAUUGUAUAGGUUAGGUUGCGAGCCCGCCCAGCUGGGCGUCAUCACGCCUUACACCAAACAGGUGAAAGAGAUCAAGUCGGUGCUGAAGGAGGCGGAGUUUACCUUGCCGAAAGUGGGUACCGUGGAAGACUUUCAAGGCCAGGAGUUCGACGUCGUUAUAUUGUCUACAGUUAGGUCGUCUAGAGAUUAUGUAGCGAGCGACGUGGAGCACAGUUUGGGUUUCGUUUCCAGCCCUCGGCGCCUGAACGUCGCGAUAUCGAGGUCGAAGGCGUUGCUCGUCAUCGUCGGCAAUCCUAAUUUGUUGUGCUACGAUACCUAUUGGCGGACAGUGAUAGCUCACUGCGUGAGCUUGGGUGCUUACACCGGCUGUGAUUUGAAUGUGACGUGAUACAGGAGUGAACAGUUUUUGGAAUACUAUUGAUGUACUUUUUGAUAUAUGAUUUUUUUUAUUAAAUGCUCUCGAAUGAUUCAUUUUAUUACCUCGCGUAUGGCACCAUG
Molecule: messenger RNA, 3577 nt
Organism: Cylas formicarius (sweet potato weevil)
Lineage: Eukaryota; Metazoa; Arthropoda; Insecta; Coleoptera; Brentidae
Product: probable RNA helicase armi
Exons: 5
Coding region: 75-3467 (1130 amino acids)
Molecular function (GO): helicase activity
Source: RefSeq, a predicted model, not a curated record